Messenger RNA from Ananas comosus (pineapple), 2250 nucleotides. Its product is annotated as ATP-dependent RNA helicase SUV3L, mitochondrial. The transcript has 2 exons. Gene Ontology annotation, biological process: RNA catabolic process; mitochondrial RNA 3'-end processing. Gene Ontology annotation, cellular component: mitochondrial degradosome. The record is from RefSeq and is a predicted model, not a curated record. Gene Ontology annotation, molecular function: hydrolase activity, acting on acid anhydrides; ATP binding; RNA helicase activity. The coding region runs from base 73 to 1725 and encodes 550 amino acids. Lineage: Eukaryota; Viridiplantae; Streptophyta; Magnoliopsida; Poales; Bromeliaceae.
UUCCUCUUCCCCAUCUUCUCCGAAUUCUGCCUCGCCCACCUCCCCGACGAGCUCCGCAAGUUCCGCUCCCUCAUGGACUCCGCCGACCUCACGCGGCCCCACACUUGGUUCCCCUUCGCCCGCGCGAUGCGUCGCCGCAUCGUCUACCACUGCGGCCCCACCAACAGUGGCAAGACCUACAACGCGCUCCAGCGCUUCAUGGAGGCCAGGAACGGCGUCUACUGCAGCCCGCUCCGCCUCCUCGCCAUGGAGGUGUUCGACAAGGUCAAUGCGCUCGGCGUCUACUGCAGCCUCCACACCGGGCAGGAGAAGAAGAACGUGCCUUUCGCCAACCACGUGGCGUGCACCAUCGAGAUGGUCUCCACCGACGAGCUCUACGAGGUCGCCGUCGUAGACGAGGUCCAGAUGAUGGCCGACCCGACCCGCGGGUACGCCUGGACCCGAGCCCUGCUCGGCCUCAAGGCCGACGAGAUCCAUCUCUGCGGCGACCCCAGUGUCCUCAAAAUAGUUAGGAAGAUAUGUAAAGACACCGGCGAUGAAUUGGAAGUGAACCGCUACGAUCGCUUCAAGCCGCUCGUAGUCGAAGCAAAAACCCUCUUGGGGGAUUUAAAGAACGUCCGGUCCGGUGACUGCAUUGUCGCCUUCUCAAGAAAGGAGAUAUUUGAAGUGAAAUUGGCAAUCGAGAAGUUCACCAAGCACAAGUGCUGCGUUAUUUAUGGUGCAUUGCCUCCGGAGACGAGGCGGCAGCAGGCGAACUUGUUUAAUGAUCAGGACAAUGAGUACGAUGUCCUUGUUGCCAGUGAUGCGGUCGGGAUGGGCUUGAAUCUUAAUAUCAGAAGGGUGGUGUUCUAUACCCUUUCAAAGUAUAAUGGUGAUAAGAUGGUGCUGGUUCCCGCCUCCCAGGUGAAGCAGAUCGCGGGCCGGGCUGGGCGGAGGGGUAGCAUAUACCCCGAUGGGCUAGUGACCACUUUUCUUUUAGAUGAUUUGGAGUAUCUGAUUCAGUGCUUGCAGCAGCCAUUCCAGGAGGUGACGAAAGUUGGCUUAUUUCCUUUCUUCGAGCAGGUGGAGCUGUUCGCAGGGCAAUUCGCAAACCUUACAUUUUGUGAGCUUUUAGAUAAAUUCCGCGAUAACUGCCGUCUUGAUGGGUCGUACUUCUUAUGUCAUCACGAAAGUGUUAAGAAAGUAGCAAACAUGUUGGAGAAAGUGCAAGGACUUUCUCUCGAAGAUCGAUUCAAUUUCUGCUUUGCCCCGGUUAAUAUUAGGGACCCGAAGGCGAUGUACCAUUUGUUAAGGUUUGCUUCGCACUAUAGCCAGAACCGCCCAGUUAGUAUAGCGAUGGGGAUGCCGAAGCAUUCUGCCAGGAACGACGCGGAGCUGUUGGAUCUUGAGACAAAGCAUCAGGUUCUUUCGAUGUAUCUGUGGCUAUCGCAUCACUUCAAGGAGGAUAAUUUUCCUUACGUUGAGAAGGCCGAGACGAUGGCAACAAAUAUUGCCGACUUGCUUGGGAAGUCUCUUGCCAGAGCUUGCUGGAAGCCCGAGUCGAGAUCACAGGGGAGGCCGAGGGCUGAAGAAGUUGCGGAUGAUCAUGAGGAGAAUGAUCACGAGGAGGUAAAACCGGUUGCUAAAGAUGGGUAUGAAAGGCCGCGAUCACUUAUGAAGGUGUUUCAAACGAAAAGACAAGAUCAACCUGGCCAGAAUCACUCUCCAGUGAACUUUGUAGCGUAACCUGAGGCGCUUCUCCAUUAUUUCCUUAUGCGCACUCCGACAGUGCUCCUGCUGCUUACGGAAGUGAUUACUACUUGCCCAUCAAGAAUUGGUGGUUGCGAGUGCUUCUGCUGCCAGUCCUGCAACGUGUUCAUCACGUUGGUCGCAAGAAACUGGCGGUGUAUCUCCAAUGCAUGAGAAUCGGGAUUGCUAAGCUGGUUCUCAAUUGAACGAAGAAGGAAAAAAGGGGCUCGGCUUCAAGCUCUUUGAUGCUUAAUCCUUGUACUCUAUAUAGGAGGCUUACAAUUAUAUGACUAGAGGUGCUUAGGAAGAAGGAUUUUGCUGUAUCAGAUUUAGGAGACGAGGUAUUUCUGUAAGUUAUGACUGAAGAAGUGAUGGUGGCGGAUAAACAUGAUACAAGUAAUAAUUUCUUUAUAGUUUAACCCAUUCGGAGGUUCAACUGUGCUGUUGAGUUUGUAUUUUAAGCUGUUUAUUGAACUAAAAGUAAUGCAACAAAGAAAUCCAGGAGUUUUAUUUUGGUAAAAA